Messenger RNA from Gadus morhua (Atlantic cod), 3382 nucleotides. RefSeq names its product transmembrane protein 132A (gene tmem132a). Bases 242 to 3382 code for a protein of 1046 amino acids. The transcript is spliced from 15 exons. The record is from RefSeq and is a predicted model, not a curated record. Lineage: Eukaryota; Metazoa; Chordata; Actinopteri; Gadiformes; Gadidae.
GGUGGGGAGGGCGGUAGGGAGGGAGCGAAAGAGAGAGAGGAGGGAUAAUGAAAGAUAAUAGCGAGAAUGAAAAAAAAACGCAAAAGGAUAAAUUAUUGAGAGAAAUAGAGAAGAGGAUUAUUCCCAUGAGUCCUGAGUCCGGCCGGGAUAGAGACACAGAGCAUAGGAACGUCAUGUUGGUGAGGAACAUCUGGAAUACGCUGGUCGCAGGGGGAGCUCAGAGCCACUGAGGGUUUAAGGAAUGGGAGAUGGGAAGAGCCCCAAUGCAUUGUGGGUCAUCGGAAAUACCAUGUUGCUUCUGUUUGGAAUGUUGGUCACAGUGCACCCCUCUCUCUCCCAGGCCCCGCCCCCUCUCUCCCUGCCCGCCUUGAUCUCCGUGGCCCCGCCCCCCUGGCGCUACCUGGCCCUGUCUCAGGCCGAGCUCGGCCCCCUCUUCUCCAACUCCAGCCCCUUCUCUUACUCCCAGAGCCUGCUGAUGGUGCCCUCGCCUGGGCACACCUCCAAACCGCUGCUCAGGGCUUCCUUCGGGCCUUACUCGGUCACUGAGAUGGUUUCCGAGCGCCUCCCUCCCCUGUCUCCUCCUCUCUGGGCCUCCCUGCUGUCAGAGGGGGUGGAGCUAGGGCCAGGGGGGCAUGGAGGGGCGGGGCCCUACAAGGUGCGGGUUCUGUUCCAGGUGAGGGGGGUGGGCUGGGCCCCGGGCUCCUGCCUCACCCUCCACGCCUUCAGGGAGACCCAGGAGCACCGCGCCUCCUGCCUCACACAGCCUCCUCUUGGUGUGUGCACAGUCACUCUCACCCUGCCCAGCGAUUGGUUUGCAUCCCAACACAUUGACCAACCAUAUCUUGGCGUGCACAAACGCCAGAGACACGCCCACCACCGCCAGCGAGCUCAGCGCCAUCGCUACGGACACCGUGUUCCCGGGCCCCUAGAGGCCCCCAAACCCCCGGUGGCCCCAGGAGACCGGGUCCAGCUCUACUACUCCUCCUCGGGGCCCGACCAGAAGGCCUCCCCUGGCAGGUGUAGGGAGGACAGGGUUUCCCAGCGGCAGCUCUUCUUCUUCAGGUCGGUGUUCCUCAGACCGGAGGGCAGACGUCUCGUCAGGAACACAACCAGAGAGGAGGAGGCUUGUCUGGGUGGACAGGAAGGGGAGGAGCUUCACUUGGAUUCCAACGUUCUGAUUCGCUACAUUAAGGGGCCAAUCAGAAUAGGGCAGCCGGCGGCCGUGUCGGUCAGCCUUAAAGGGAACCCCAGUGUCACCAUCAGGUUGAGGGUGAAGAGGGGUCUGGUUUCCAUGGCAGCCAAGAGAACAUUGACCUCUGACCAUUGGGCGGUGACCCUGGAGAGAACGCAUGGAGCUAAACAUGAUGUCAUCUCUAUCGUCUGCCAAACAAACACACUAAACUCACACACACCAUACCGACACACACACAGCACAUCUCUCUACCAGCAGGUGGCCUGUUUGUCUGUAGAGGGUUUGAAGUGGAGUUUCGGCGUUGCCAUGACGGUAAAUGCUAAUUGGUGGGUGGAGUAUUCAGGGCGCAGUACCCGUCCUCCGGCACAAGGGGCGGUGCUGAGCAGCUUUUCGUUCACAGAACAGCCAAUCCUUGGCAUAGCGGCGAUCACUGAGACCGACACCAUCAUCAACACGGCCAUCUUGAGCGGGCAGUCCGUGUCACUUCCUGUCACGGUGAUGGCAGUCGGCCGAGAUGGGACGAUGUCCGACGUCACCGCUGCCGCGACCUGUCAGUCCAGCAACGAGAACAUUAUCAAGGUGUCCAGCGACUGCUCCUCCCUCUUUGUGGACGGGAGCGAAUCAGGAGUGGGUAGCACCUGUGUGGGGGUGGAGUUUGGUCUGGGCGCGCUCCGUAGCUCCUUGUGUCUGAGGGUAUGGGCGCCCGCCGUGCCCCUGCACGUCUCUGUCUCAGACCCCGUGCUCAACGCCAUCCAGGGCUGGCGCCACCGCAGCCAGCACGGGUGCUCGGCUGUGUACCAGCGCUCCUCGGUUCAGGUCCUGACCAAGUUCAAGGCUCACGACCUUGAGGGCGGGAUCACACACCUCAUGGGCUCCUCUGAUUGGAUGGUGGAUGUGACAGAGUUGGUCAGUGAUUCGCUCAGAGUGGAGGACCCUCAGGUAGCGUUCCUGGGCAAACAAAACAGUCUGAUUGGUUUAGAGCCAGGAAAGACAACGCUGCAGGUAGUGUCUGGCCAGUGGGAUGGCGUGCUGGGAAGCUGUGACAUCACGGUGACCUCUGACCCUGUGGCUCCCAGCGACCUCUCCGUGCAGCUGGUCAGUGGGCUCGGCAUGUCAAUCACCACCAGCCCCGCCCACCCCUCAGUUGUCACAGCAACAGUCACAGCCUUCAACAUCCUUUACAGUCCUGAUCAGGAGGCGUCGCUCAGCGUGUGGUUGCAGUUUGAUGACGACUCCUCCUCCCUCCUCUCCUCCUUCUCCGGCCUUCCCUUCUCCCUCCGACUCUCUUCAUUGGCUGAGAGCGUGGUCGCCGUGAUGCCUGGCUCCACCCAGCGUGUGGUUGCCCGGGGAGACGGGGGAGGCCCAUUGUUAAGGGCAGAGCUGCUGGUGCCCGAAUGCACAGAACCGCCACUCAACUCCAACUUCCUGUCUGAGGGGGAAAAGGCGGCGCCAGAGGCAGGAACCCGGAGUCUGGCGGGGGGAUCGGGUUGGAUAAGAGUCCACCUGGACCUGGAUCCACUGCAGCCAAUCGGCAGCCAGUAUGGGGAGGGGGAGGAGCUUGAGCUGGACAUCUCGGAUACAUGGGUGGAUGCAAAUGCCGACUUCUAUUCGUCCAAUCAGGAGCUGGACACUGUUGGGAGCGGCAACCAAACCAAUGCUGACUAUUAUGGCGGGAAAAUCCUGGAGCGCGCCGUGUGGACUCCCAGCCAAGAGAGGGAAUGGAGGAGAGGAGAUGAAGAGGGGUGGGGAGGAGGUGGAGAGGAGGAGGAGGAGGAGGAGGAGAGAUGGAGAGGAGAAGUGGAAGAGGCCAGAUGGGGAGGAGAGAUAGAUGUAGGGGUGGGUACACUCCUCUCUCUCGUCUGCCUCUCUUCCCUCCUCUUCCUGGUCAACUGUCUGCCCUGCUCCCUCACAGAGAGGAGGAGGGGGAGGAGGAGCAGGAGGGGGGCUGGAGGAGAGGGCCCAGAGGAGAAGGGAGAGGAGAAAGGAGAGGAUGAGAGGAGAGAGAGUUGUGGAAAGGUAGAGGUGAAGGAGCGAGAGGCGAAGGAGGUUGAGCAGCUGAGGAAAGAGGGAGAGAAUAUGGAGGAGGUGGUAGGAGAGAGUCAGGGGGAGGUGAAGGAGGUGACGAAAGAGGGAGAGAAUAUGGAGGAGGUGGUAGGAGAGAGUCAGGUGGAGGUGAAGGAGUCUAAAUGA